Molecule: messenger RNA, 5389 nt
Organism: Ceratina calcarata
Lineage: Eukaryota; Metazoa; Arthropoda; Insecta; Hymenoptera; Apidae
Product: zinc finger and BTB domain-containing protein 14
Exons: 8
Coding region: 1539-3032 (497 amino acids)
Biological process (GO): regulation of transcription by RNA polymerase II
Cellular component (GO): nucleus
Molecular function (GO): protein binding
Source: RefSeq, a predicted model, not a curated record
GCCCGUUGCAGUCUGUGCUCACUGCUCAUCGUAUUGCGACACUCGUCAACGUGCGGUCUCAUGUUCCAAGGUCUCUUAUGCGAAUUCAUUUUUCAAAUCGAACAAUGCACUGGCUAUAUUGCCCCGGGGAGUCUCUCUAGGGGGGACAGGAUGAUUUACAUUUACGACUGCGAGCCAUUUUAGAAACAUCGUAAAGCGCUGCAGAUAAAGACGCAAAGUAUAGAACAGCAAACAGCCAAUAGCAAAAAAUACAUUUGCAUAUUUCUUCACGGUACAUAUUAUCGAACACGGCUCUUAUGGUCAUACGAAACCAUUAAAUGAAUAGGAAAUUCGACGUCCGUAUUGUAGGGAUCUGACUGACGAGCGGCCUUGUAUAACAAUAUAGAGUGCAGGGGAUGAUAAUUCUGCAGCGCAGGGGAUGAAAUUUUCCUGGAAGUAAAAUGAGCUGGAAUCAGAAAUACGAAAAAAAGCUCGGCUAGGGCGGCGCAGAGAGGGGUGAAACGUCCCUUCUCGCGAACGUCCGAUCCUCUGCCGAGAAGCAACCCCUCGUACACAGGAGGGUUCAGGGUGGAUAAAGCUGCUGGAUACGUAGGGGGUAAGGGAUUCGCGCGGCGGGAGAGGGUCAACGGGGUUGCGCGGGGGUGGAAAACCGUGUGUCGGUGCGUAGCUAACAGGCGAAAGCUAGGAGGACUCGACGCGAAAGAGUAACGCGAACGCUUUGAGCUGACGAGUAACGCGAGAGACGAGGACGAGGGAAUAGGCAGUGGGAGAAAGAGAAACUCUUGGAGGGAACAAAGAGAAGCGUAUCGGGUAGGAAAGGAAGGAGCGUGGGAGGAGUGCGGGAUCAAGAGAGAGAAAGAGAGAGACAGACAGAGACCGAGAGAGCGAGUGUAAUGCAGACAGGAUGUAGAGAGAGAGAUAGAGAAAGAGGGAGAGAUAUAUAGGUCUUUCUCCCCAUGGGUGUACAUAUACACGUCCUGGUCCCUUAUUCCCUGUACGUGCGAAGGGGGUUUCGAGAGGCUAGCAACGGUACAGCCACGACGACAACGAGCCACAACCACGACGCCGAGAAACACGACUACUACGACACCGCGUGGGGGUUGCACGAAGACCCCCUGGUGGGGUUCUGGCUGGCGACCCCACAGUCCCCCGCUGGAAAUGAUAUCAGUCGCGACUCGGUCGAGGGAGCCCCAGCACGUGCCGUGCCCCUCGCAAAGAGCCAGCCGCCAGCUCGCUCGAUUCGACGAUCCGUGGAUACGUUGUUGACGCGCGCGAUCCUCGAGUCUCGCGAAGAGACAGGUACCUCUUGCUCCCGGGGAACAGGAAACGGUGUACGUACCCGGUGCUCGGGACGAGUGAACAGCAAGCCACGGUGUAAUUUUCAUCUACCCCCUCCUCCCCCCCGCAACCCUCGGAUUGUACACGUACGCAAACACGUAUACGCGUCGAUUGAUUCCUGGCGUUAACAGUUUGAACCAACGGGACCAUCCGUGGGAUCAUCGUCUCGGGCUCUCAAAGGAAACGCUGGUGUCGCGAUAAUGGGUGAAAAAACGUUCAAUCUCACGUGGAACAAUCACUUAGCGAAUCUCUCAGGAUUGUUCGAAGGACUAUACAAAAGCGGUUCCUUGACUGACACAACGUUGGCCUGUCAGGGUGGAAUGUUGAGGGCGCACAGAUUGGUUCUGGCAGCAUGUAGCCCUUACUUCGAAAGAGUCUUCAAAGAACAUUACGGAGAACAGCCCAUUCUUAUUUUAAAGGGUGUGGCGGUGGAGGAAAUGGAAUGUCUGUUGGACUUCAUGUAUCGCGGAUCGAUCGACGUCGCGGAAGAGCAUCUGCCCUCUUUGAUCAAAACCGCGACGGAUCUAGAGAUUCGCGGUUUAUCCGGCGAUCAAAGGAACCAAGAGAACAGCAGAAGUCCGUACACGAGGGUCGAGACGCGGAUGCAACGGUGCCACAUAGAGGCGAGAGUUCACACGACGGAGUACAUGAAGGAACCGUCCGUGAUCCCUUUCUUACCUAAGUCUUCCGUCGAAUCACUGGAGGAUCACAUCAAGGUGGAGGAAAUCGAAGGCGAGGACGAUCCGAUGGUGAUCGACGGACACGAGGACGCGUUCGACGAGCCCCUCAGAACGCCCGAAACGCAAAUUAGGCGCAUGCCACCGCCAAUGUACAAACGUGAAACGCGAUUCAAAGGUCAGAAAAGGGUCUCUGUGGGUCGUUCGACGCGAAACAGCGACGUUCUGGAGUUUAGAGCGAAGGAACGGAAGGAGGACUCCACCAGAGAAGGCUACGAGGGUUCGGCUAACGCGAUUAAAUCUGAACCAAACUUUAAUAACGGAUCCACAGAUCCCAUGGUACCGGACAUACAGAUGAACGACGAUGACUUACAAGAACGAGAUGAGAAUCUGGACUCCUCGAAGACUGCCGAAGAGAAUGCAAGGUUGACGAUCAAGAAGAAAACGGACAUUUCCACGAGAAAAAGUUCGAACGAAGGAAAAGUGACCAGGCCUAUAUUGGCCAGGUCCGAGAAGGCUCAGUAUAAACCCUUCUCUUGCGACUUGUGUACACUGGCGUUCACCAGAGCUUCUCAUUUGGCCAGACACAGAAGGGUUCAUACCGGAGAACGACCGUUCGCUUGCAGUAUUUGUCCGCGAAUGUUUGCUAGACAGGAUAAAUUGAAACAACACGUGGAUUCACAUUUACAGUGGCCGAAAAGGAAGAACAGUUUGUCGAGCCCCAGUUGUCAGUCGGCGCCACCGGUACCGGGUAAGGGGAAAAGAGGCAGACCGAGGAAAGUGAAUAUAGAGCAAUCGGCUAUGGAGGAAAUACUGAAAUUCGGGGAGUUCAGUUCUCUCUUAAAUAAAUCUCAUUCGGCGAACUCUGGAGAAAAAGCCGAAGAGUUUUCUGAGAGCGAGAAGAAGGCGAAGGAGCAGGAAGAGGAUGCGAUGGAGGAGGGAAACGAGGACAAGGACAAGGAUAAAGAUCAGGACAAUUACGGGUGUCAGGUCGAAAACGGUCAGGACAUUAAUUAAAUUCUCUUCCAACAUAAAUAAUAUUUUUCUACGGGCAAGGAAUCGCAUGGUUCGAUACCGAACUUUCUCGAUCAACGAACCAGAUACUUUUGUCGAUUUCUUUUUCGAGCAAGAAGAGAUGUAGAUUGGCACGUGUUCUGUUGCUAAUUAGUUAAUCUCUUAGGCACUACGCGCCAAAAUAGUGGCUUUCGCGGAUGUCAUCUUUCUGUACGACGCACCACUAUAGUGGCUUUCGCGGGUCUGUGUUUUGUACCAUGUUUUAUAAUACUGAAUUGUAUUAUUAAUUAUUAGAAUGAAUCGUUAAAGUUACAAUGCAUGUAUCAUAUCUUUAAGAAAAAUUAUAAUUUAAUCAUCGAACAUUUCAUUCCUCGUGUAAAGAACAGCAUUAUCCGUCACACAUUGCAGUGCCGUAAUUCGCGUUGAACUCUGCCGUACAGAGAAACAGACCCGCGCAAAAUUCAGCAGUGCCUAAGAAGUUAAGCAAGCUUUAAGUGCAAUAACCAUUAUUUUCGAUGCUUACCCAAAGAUCGCUAUCGUUUGAUGCUAGCAAAUUGAAUUAGUUAAAUGUUACGUUUCGUGUUUUGCGUAAAUGAGAUGAAUGCACAACGAUGCGUGCUAAGGAGACGGUUUUUGAAACACUCGCAGAGCGAUUUCUAAUUGUUGUGAAAAUAUUGUUACUUUUAAUUUAUUUCAGUUUCAGUUUAUUACAUAAUUCUAGCGAAGAUAAUUCACGUGUGUAUGAAAAUUGAUAAACGGGUCGAUAAGAACUCGAAAUAUUUGUUGCUUCACCGGUUGGACGGAUAUGCGUGGCACGUCGUUAAAUCUGUGGUUCGAAACAAAAAUUGGGGCACAAUUUAUUAACCGAUAUACGAACGAGCGUGUAUACAGUAUACAAUCAUACGUACUUACAUACGUAACAAUAAGAUUUCUCGUUUCUUUUCUACAAUAGUUUUACCGUUUUUUAUACAAGUUCCUCGUUUCUCGGAAGGAGCGUCUCUCCUCUAUCGUAGACGCGACAACACGAUAAAAAAGAAGAACUGUACCAAAUUUUGUCUCAAGACUAUUUAUUUAUUUAUUAAGACUCGUAUACUUGUCGUCGUAGAUUAAAUAAAAAAAAUUGAAUAAAAUCGACUCGUUCUCGAGAGAGUACCUGAAACACCCGGUAUUCGGGUGAAUACAGGCCAUAUAAGAAUCUAAUAAACAAUCCUUAUCUCCCGUUCUUCGAGAUACUCGUCUAGAUGUAAAUCGAUUUUCUACGACGGAUCGUUCGUAGUAAGUACGCGAUAUUUCUACCGUACGAUAAGAUUAGGGGAAGGAAACGUUGGGAACUCGACCAAAUUACUUAAGCUGAGAAGACUGUGGUAUGGUUCGCAUUGCGAGAUUUAACUGUGUUCACUUUUCACACUUUUAUGACCGUUCACCUAGAGACGCAGACAUCGAUAACGAUACUCGUUACAUUUCGUUAUCACAACUUUUGUUGUCUAAUUAAUUUUGAUAAACUAAUUAGAUUAGACAAAAUUACGUGCGUACGCGUGGUUUCGAGGCCUAACGAGAAUCCACACUCGAGUGUUUCUAAGAUUUUUAGAUCCGUGAAAUCGGACGAGACGUAAUUUCAUUUCUAAUCGCAUGGAUCGUCGUGCACAGUUAAAUGCAUACGAUGAUGCAAACUAUGCCUAACGUAAACGAGGCUCGACGAUUCUCAAAGUUGAAAAACAAAUGAAACUCCAAUUAUUUUGUUAUACAGACAAACAUACAUACGUCAAGUACAAAUGUCCAAAUAUUAGAGUAUACGUGUGCGUAAGUGUGCGUGCUGUGCUGUAAUCGAAAAGAAACAGAAGAGAAACAGCACCUAUUAAACUAUUAAAUAUUAAACGGUUAAUUAAGCGCGUUUCAAUUUUCUCUUUAUUAAGAAAGAAUGUGUAUUCUUUUAUUUUCUAAUUGAUAACGCUGUUUCAUUUGCGAUUUCGUUUCCUAAUGAUUUAUGAUUAUUUAUCCGCCUCGAAUAGUGUUUCAGCGGUAGUUUAAUUUUGUUUCGGUUCUAGAGCGACGUAAAAUAGUUACGAAGUACACGGUUUACGGUGUAAUUCAUUUCUGUAACGUCGACUGUUGUUGUUGUUGUACGAAUGUGCGUUUCGUUUAAUUGAAUCUUGUUGCUGGACCUGUCGCAAUGUUAAACGCCUCCCGCCCUCGUAUUUUUUUAUUACACGGCGAUGUGCAAUGAGUUAUUUCAGCGAAUCGUGAUUUGGUCCGCGAGUGAACUUGGUGCAAUUCUAGAGCGUCCAGAAGGUCGUACACGCGAAUCUUCAUAUCUUACAGUGUAUAUUAUGUAGCAGGUGUAAAUAAAUUCUAAAGCCAAA